Molecule: messenger RNA, 1404 nt
Organism: Spea bombifrons (plains spadefoot toad)
Lineage: Eukaryota; Metazoa; Chordata; Amphibia; Anura; Pelobatidae
Gene: PPA1
Product: inorganic pyrophosphatase 1
Exons: 11
Coding region: 99-968 (289 amino acids)
Biological process (GO): phosphate-containing compound metabolic process
Cellular component (GO): extracellular exosome; cytoplasm
Molecular function (GO): magnesium ion binding; inorganic diphosphate phosphatase activity
Source: RefSeq, a predicted model, not a curated record
UGUGGGGGUAUGGUAAAGCUUCUUAGACAGGCCUGUCCUCGUUGCCUCUACUAUCCGACCCAUUCGGCACCAAGUGUCUGACUCCUGACUCCAGCAGCAUGGCUUACAUCAUCGAGCAGAGGGCCCAGGCCAAUAGCCUGGAAUACCGGCUCUUCUUCAAGGACUGCAAGGGACAAUACAUCUCUCCAUUCCACGACAUCCCUCUUUAUGCAGAUGAAGCCGAGAACAUUUUCAACAUGAUUGUGGAAGUGCCAAGAUGGACCAAUGCAAAAAUGGAGAUUGCCACAAAAGACCCUUUGAAUCCAAUCAAGCAAGAUGUGAAGAAAGGCAAGCUACGUUAUGUGGCCAAUGUCUUCCCCCACAAAGGGUACAUUUGGAACUACGGGGCAUUUCCUCAGACAUGGGAGAAUCCAGCCCAUAUUGACAAGAAUACUGGAUUUGGUGGUGAUAAUGACCCUAUUGACGUAUGUGACAUUGGAAGCAAGGUGUGUGAAAGAGGAGAGGUCAUUAAGGUUAAAGUUCUUGGGACUCUGGCAUUGAUUGAUGAAGGAGAAACAGAUUGGAAAAUUAUUGCAAUUAAUGUUGAAGAUCCAGAUGCUUCCCACUAUAAUGACAUCGAAGAUGUCAGAAGACUGAAACCUAAUUAUCUAGAAUCUACCGUUGACUGGUUUAGAAGGUACAAAGUUCCUGAUGGAAAGCCAGAGAACCAGUUUGCUUUUGAUGCCGAGUUUAAAAAUAAGGACUUUGCCAUAGAAAUAAUCAAAAGCACUAACGUGCAGUGGAAGGCCCUCCUGACCAAAAAGACAGACGGUGGAGAAAUCAACUGCACCAACACCACGGUACAGGAAAGCCCCUUUCUUUGCAAGCAAGAUGAUGCUAAAUCCUUUGUGAAUGCUACACCACCUGCUGGGCCGGACAGUCCUAUACCUUCAGAUGUGGACAAGUGGUUUUAUUAUCAGAAGAACUAAUUAUAAGGUGAAGACCUUCAUUAUUGCAUGCCAUCCACUGCACACCUGGAUCAGCAGACUAAAGAAGAUAUUAACAUAGGAUAAAGGCAAAGCAUAAGCCAAUUUAACUCUUUAAGAAAAAUGCGCACUGCCACAUCAUCAGCGUCUUCUGCAAUAGAAAAUUAUCCAGCUCUACAAAGAUGAAUAGCACAGUAAUUGGUCCAUGAACACAUAUCAGCCUUGUAGCAGCAGCAGCAGCAGCAAACCGCUUCUCUUUAGCCUUUCCGGUAUAAUUGGACAGCAAAAACAUAUUUUCGCAUGUGUUUUAUUCUAUUUUUUUUAUAUUUUUGAGAAAGCAGACUUGGCAUGCAAAUAAAACUGCUAAUUGUUCCAACCACUGUGUAAGUUCCAUUUGUAAGACCAGAAAAGACAAUAAAUCUAGUUUUGUUGUUGGAAA